Archocentrus centrarchus (flier cichlid) is the source of this 7196-nucleotide messenger RNA. RefSeq names its product zinc finger protein 576, tandem duplicate 1 (gene znf576.1). The record is from RefSeq and is a predicted model, not a curated record. The coding region runs from base 95 to 6781 and encodes 2228 amino acids. NCBI's taxonomy places the organism in Eukaryota, Metazoa, Chordata, Actinopteri, Cichliformes, Cichlidae. The transcript has 10 exons.
GCUUUGUGAGAAACGACGCGGAGGUGUUUGGGCGGACGAGGGAGUCUAGAAACAUCUGAACAAGAACAUUUGAAAAUCCAAGAAGCAGAGAGCCAUGCAGACUACAAACCAGACUCGGAGUGGGUCAGACCCUGUGACCACAGCCACCGUAGAGCCACCACGGGACACUGAGGCUCAGCCAGCACAGACUGAGCCAGAUGCACAAGAGGACAGCGAGGCAGCUGCUCCUGCCGAUGCUAAGAAGGUGAUCACACCAGAGGAAAGUGAAAUGAGGCUACAAACAGCAGAAACAUCCUCAAAGGUGGGGAUGGACAUGGAUGCAGCAGCAAAAUCAGCUGUACCUGAAACAAACACGAAUCCUGGAUGUGAUGGGCAAAAGGUGAAAAAGCAGGAGAAAGCUGGAAGUGACGGCAGGAAAUAUGUUCCUUCCAAGAAGGCCAUGAUAGAUCCCCUGAAGAUGGAUAUGUCCAAACCACUGGUCAUGCCUCUCACAUCGUCUCAGCUUUCCCUGCAGUGCAUGGAGUGCCAUAUAAUCUUCAGUGAUCACAAGAGCAAAGAGCGUCACCUCAAGUUAAGCCACCCAGCAGAAUAUGAACAGUGCAUACUGAGGAACGCCCUGUUUGCCUGUUAUGUUUGUGAUCGGCAUUUCACAAACUCCACAGAGCUCAUGGUCCACCAGAAAGCCCACACAGAGAAGAAACCUUUCAAGUGUCCGAUCUGCAGUCAGGCCUUCAAAAAGUCAUCAGAGCUGACAGUUCAUAAAAAAAUUCAUUUUGGCCAGGAUGGUUAUGCCUGCACUGACUGUGGCAAACCUUGCAAAACGCUGACAUUGCUGAAGUAUCACCGGCGCACACACACUGGAGAGAGGCCUUAUAUUUGCAAGGAGUGUGGAAAGAGGUUCACCAUGUCCAAAGCUCUGCAGAGACAUUUGGUAUUACACUUUCCAGAGGGAGCUGAAGGAGAUGGGGGAGACACCACAGCUAAAGCACAACCGAGGAAAAAUGACGGUGCCACUGCAACAAAAUAUUCUUGUUCUGUAUGCAAGGCCACUUUCAAGAGUUCCAGGACACGUCUGCAUCACAUGAAAACUAAGCACAAUGUGUUGGCUGCGGCCAGUAAUGCUCUUCCAGAAGGACAGCAAGUGAAACAGAGUACCCCCAUUAUAACUCCAAUAUCCAUCUGCCAGCCAGCACUACUACAGGUGGAACCUAAUGGACCUCUGCAAAAAGUUGAUGCCAAUAUUGACACAGAGCAGAUUCGCAAACUUAUUGAGUCUUUGGGCAAUGUGCAGAAAGUGAACCAAGUUGUCAUAUUGGGGCAGGUCCCACCUCAUGCCCCACCACUGGAGGUGCAGCAAAUACCACAAGUGGUACAGCCGGUGAAUGUGCAUCUCAGUCCACCACAGAUAGAUUAUAUAGGACUGAAACAGACAGACUCUAAGACAGGUGAAUCUGACCCUCCAAACAACCCAUAUGACCCAAUGGAGCAAACAAUUAUACUGGAACCUAUUACUCCAGAUGGACAGCUGGAAAAUCCCUCUUUCUCAGAACUAAGUUCUCAUAUAGCUGUGGGUAUAAAUACAGAGCUAACACUCAUUCCAGCUGAACAAACAGAGAGAACUGAGGCAGAGGCGAUGCAUCAGAUCCUUCAGCAACCAGAGGUGGGUGCACUUCCUUCUAAUCCUCUGGAGCAAAUGGUUUGUCAAAAUGAGGUAGAUGAUCUUAAACAAAAUCUUGUCAUAUUAGAACUUACUCCUGCAUUGAUACCAACUGAGGAGCUAGAACAAUCCCAAACUGUGCCACAAAUCGAAAUCCCUUCAUCCUCUCUGGUGCCAACCACAGAACUAGAGACUCCCGAUAAGGCUGCAGAGCAGACUGUACUAGAUGAGCAAGAAGCCAGCCUGUCAGUUCCACCACUUAUGCCUACUGUUGAGUUGGAGCGAACAUCUUUACAACCAGAGGAACAGGACCUUUCUUCUUGCCCAGUAGUUCAACCAGACACACUCACCCAAGCUGCAAGUGAAUCGAAAAUUGAUUCCAACAAAGUAUUUGAUUCACAAAUGCAGACUGUAGGUUCAGAUCAAUUGCAUGCUGUGAUAGAUCCAGGCACACAAGAAGGGACACAAAAGAACGCAGAAGAAGAACCACCUGAGAAAUUGCUGGUAGAAAGCAAGAACAGCCUGUCUGAAUCAGAGAACCCACCUGCUAAAGAAGAGGUUCUGUCACAAUUACAGUCUAAGAAGGUGGCAAAGAUCUCUGAAUUACCCAUUAACGUAAUGUCAGCCCAAGAGCUGGUGAAAGUACGGAAAAGAAAGCCAGCCAGGGCUUUUAUUUUUCAAGGCUAUAUGCAAGACCUUGUUGGAUCCAUUUACCAAGAUGACUUUGAAAUUGAUGCCAAACCUGCCAAGCGCCAAAGGACAAAAAAAACUCACCUUGUUGUUAAAUUUGGUCCACAAAGCAAAGAGAAGAAAAACAAGAAACAGAAGAAGCCUUCACAGCAGCGUCAGCCAAUGGAGGAAGAAGCAACAAGAAGUAAAACGCCACCAAAAAAAGUCACAGAGAAAAAAGUACCAUCACAGAAGAAGGGAAGGAAAGGAAAAAAGGAAAAGACAGUGGAAAGUGUAUUACCUACUGCUGAAAUAAAAUCACCCUUAUUGGUCCAGGUCCCACAGGUAGAUCAAAUCAAAGAGGAUACAAAAAAAAAUAAGAUGAAAAAGCAGAACAAAGUGGCCAAGGUCCAGGGGGUUGUUCCGCAUAUAAGUAAGCACAAAACUGUAGCAUCAUCUAUGCUUACAAAGAAAAAACAGGCAAAAAUAAUGCAGAAAGAUCAGCCCAAAAAUGCAAAGGAUGGGAAGGUAAAGAAAGACAUGGCAAAAGGGAGAAAAGUCAAAAAGGCGGACGCAUCUGGCUCAAAUAUAAAGCAAGACUCGCUGCUUCUACUAAAAGGUCAUAAACAGCCCCAGCUGAAAGUUUACAAGCUAGACCCUUCUAAGGCAUCGAGCCAAGCCUCUGAGGCUUCACCUUAUGAGUCCCAGACAAUAUCACAUCAGACUAACAAUAAUCUCGAGCAUCCAACAAGCGAGUCCACAGGUAAUAUCACAGCAGAAGGUAAGAAAAAAGGAGGAAGACCGAAGAAGAACCAGAAAGCACUUUCAUUGAUGUCCUCGCUCCAGCUUUCCCAGCAACCACCUGAGCCUCUGCCCACCAAGCCAAAGACCACAAGGAAACGCAAAGCUUCCUCAAAAGUAGAGACUGAAGGAGUGAUAACUUCUCAUUCCAAGCGUGCCUUAGAGUGUAAGGACUGUGGAGAGCGAUUUAGUGAAGUCUCAUCCCUUCAGAAGCACAAGGCAACUGUGCAUAUCAUAGAAAGUCCCAGUCUCACGUACACCAAUGGGAAUAUUUUUGAAGGUGUCUCUACUUUAGACCUUUACCAGCUUUCCAAAGAGAAUGAAAAAGUUGUUGGGGUGAUGAAUGCUGCUAUAGACUGGGACACUGAGCCAGAGAUGGGGGAGAAUGCAUUAGAAGAAAGGGAACGAAGUGUCUCGUUUCCAGCUUUGAUUCCGUCCCCGUCUUUACCCAUUCCUCCUCCAGAUGUUGAAGUGAAUCUAUAUGAAGAUAAGAGUGGAAGCAAAACAGAAGAUGAUAAUCCAUCUCAUAAAUCUCCAAUAAUUCACUCACCAUCUGAUCAAAUAAAACAUUGCAAGGCUCUUCCAGAUUUCACACCUGAAUCCUGUUUAAGUACCUCUACUCAGACAAAGACUUCUGAGACUGGAAAGCCUUCACCAUCAGAUGAUGAGAGGCUAGAAGAAGGUACCCCAAGAAAUCUCAUCUCCAAAUGUGAAGUCCAGGGUACAACAGAUGAAGAUAUUAAGGAAGAUUUCCUUCUAGAGGUAGAUUUAGUCACUGUUGGGGAUCAGAAUGAAAAAGAUGAUCCAGCUUCUCAUGAUGACACUGUUCCUCAAAAUGAAUCUAAUGCAAGCUGCAAUUCUGAAGGUCGAAGCACUGACAAAGGACCUAACCAAGUCAGUCCUGACACAACUGAAAAAGGUCUGAUUUCACAAACUGUGUCAUGUUCCACUCAUCAAGUGGAGAUAAAAGAAGAGGAAGAAGAAAUGCUAGUUCAGAAGCAAAAGGGUGAAGGGAAGGGAGCUGUUAUGAGGAAUGCUGCGAGAGGUAGGAGAAGAGGAACAGGGCGUCUGAAAAGGAAUAUACCAUCAAAGAGAGUUUCAGCUGGAGAGCCUCCCAAAGGCUCAGAGAAACAGCAGGAUUAUUGUCAGGUAGUUUAUGAAAAACUUCUCAUCACCUCAGAUUCAGAAAUGAUUGACUGUGAGAUCAGCAAAAAGACCUCACAGCCAGAGUCGAGUCCUGAAUUUGAGGUCAACAAAGCAACUGCUCCCACUGCACUGUUGCCUUCCAUUCCCUUGGUGUUAGAAGAAUCUCCUGAAUACCAAGUUGUCUUUGAGCUGGAGUCAGUAACGACUAGUGUUGGAGAAGUAAUGAACGAAAGAGGGCUGCAUGGAGGAGCAGAACAAGAUAAGGAGACGGACCAGUCUCCAGGCCUCAUACUCGAGAAGUUCCUUACCUCCAGACAGAGAGCGGCUGCUGAAAAGGAUUUGAUGGCAAGAGACAAUCAAGAACAGCAUGUGGGCUGCAUCACCGAAAAUGAUGUACAGGUUCUUGGGAAUGAGGAGAUCAAAGUUGAAGAGAAUAGCUCAAAUCCUCCGCUGACUGUAUCCACUAGUCAAAGCAGGCAGAGUCAUCGUGACAUAAGGACUGUUCUGGUGAAAGAGGAAAGUGGCUUCAUGCUGAAUGAUGCUCCGGCCACACCUGGCAGCAGACACAUCCAGUGGAAUGUGGAGCCACUUAGUGAAAAUACAGUCAUUCCAUCAGUGGAGAUUGGGGAGAGGACAACAGACUGUCGCAUCUUGCCAGAGUUCAACACCAACCAGUGCAUCUUCUAUCCAGUAAAGGAGGAGGAAAAGGAGGUCCUAGUAGGAUCAGCUGAGAGCAGCAGAAAUCCAGAGGGGUCCAAUAAUGCAAAUGAGACAGAAAGCCAAACAGCAGAUUGUGAUAUGCAUGAAGGGAGCCAUUCUGCACCAGAAUAUCAGGAAACAAGGGUCAAAGGUAUUUUGUCAGAUCCUGGGGUCAUCAGUGACUUUGAAGAUCGACGAGCUGUGUCAGACUCUGAGUGGCAGCAUCCGUCAGAUCUCCGUGACUUUCUCCUCCAGAGUUCUGAUGAAGAGGACACGGCUGGUUUUGAAUUGUCUGAUCCUCAGCUUGACUCAGAAACAGAAGUAAUGGCCUAUUUCUACAAGAACUCAACCGUCAGCCCACAACAGCCAGCUCACACAUCACAAAGUUUGCCAAUGUCAGUGAUCCAGCCUAACACGCCAAGAGAUGACAACAGAACCAGAGAGCCCAUUGAUUACUUCUCUAAGUAUUUUGGUUGGGAUACCUGGGUAGAAAUUGCCAACUGUACAAAUAAACUAUCCAACAUGCCUAAUGCUGUCACAGCUAGGGAGGUGGCACGCUUUGUUGGGAUCCACAUUGCAAUGGGAACUUUGAAGUUUCCCAGUGUGAAGCUCUAUUGGGAAGACUUGACUAAGGUGCCCUUGAUCGCUGAAGCCAUGCCACUGUCCCGUUUCCUUGAGCUGUCUCGCAUGUUGAAGCUGACUUCCACAAAGUAUCCAGCAAACACAAAUGCCCAUGAAGGAACUUGUGAUAGUGACCAAUCUGGUGACAAGGCAAAUGGCUCAAACAGUUCACAAAAACAGACCGACCCCCUGUGGAAAGUUCAGCCAUUAUUGUGCCGUUUCAAAGCAGGGUGCCUGUCGUUAAGACGAGAGGGUGAUUAUGCAGUUGACCAAUAUCCAAUUCCUCUCACUGGAAAGGUGCACAAUGCCAAGCCGUCUCUCUACAGCACUGCAUUAAUUGGAUUUGGUGGUUUACUCUUACAUGUCGAUUUUAAGGUUGAUCUCUCAGACAAAGAAGAUGCUGUAGAAAAAAUGGUCCCCAAAGGUAGCAUGGUAUUCCUUUGCAAACAGGAACUCUCCACUCCUGUUAUGCUAGAACGCCUUUUAGGUGCUGGUGUUCAUGGAGCAGGAAGAGUAGGAGGAGCUCGAGGACAGAUUGGGGAUGAGUUUGUGAGCUCAGAUGGGAAACUGAUGCUACGCAGAUCACACUGUGGCUUCAUACUUUCUACUGCAGGAAAUGGCCAGAAGAGUGCAGCCUCUCUCAUUGAAAACUUUGAGAAAGCCCAGAUGUCGGCCCGUCUCAAUAGAGAUUUGAAAAAUCUUUAUUCUAUUCCCCUCACUGCCUCUGCACCUAGCUGCUGGCCCCAAGCGGUGCUUUGGCAUCUCACGGAUCUGGCUUUGGUGAACUCCUGGCUCCUAUAUCGACAGGAUUUCAGAGCAGCCACAGCACCUUUGACUCUCAUGGCCUUCAGAUUGGAAGUGUCCAAAGCUUUGAUCUUCUCCAGUAGCUCCGAAACUCAAGACUCAGUUCCUCCCCAACCACCUGCAGAGGAGGCUCACACAACAAAUGAAACUCGAAGUCCCAUCCUAGUGGAGGAGAGUCCUCUGCCAGAUGCAGCCACACGGUACGAUGGUUCAGGUCACUGGCCGGAACAACUUGGAGAGGGCGAAGGGGGCAGGUGUCGUUUUGGGGACUGCCAGAGGACAUCACGAGUGUUAUGCCUUAAGUGCUGUGUCUUUCUUUGUAUCUCACGUAACCACAACUGCUUUUUGAAUUUCCAUAAUCAGGGAAGUUUGGAAAAAGAGUAGUGCAGACUACAGACUUCACCGUAUAUUCUUGAUUUUGCUUUCUGAUUGUAAUUAUGAUUUUGGUGUAGGUAUACUCAGUAUCUCUGUCCCUAAAACUUUUCCAUGAUGCCUUUCACUGUCAUUCUUUUUUAGGGCUAUUGUGAUGCAGUUUAAAAAAAUGCUUUGUGAUCAAUCUUAAUAUGUCAUUAAGCAGUUGUUAAAAAAAAUUUUGCCUUCAGAAAGAAAUGUAAAAAGAUUCACAGGCAUACACUCUGCUGCAAAAGAAGUGUUAAAGAUGUUUUUAUCAUUGAGGCUACCAUGAUACUUUUCCCCCUAUUUAUUUUUACCUAAUCUAGUUUACAUUCCAUAGUGAGCUUAUUUUUUGGCUCUGUGAAUUGAAGUACUAUUUAUUUGAGUUGUAGAAAACAAUAAAAGA